AUGGAACAGCGGGAUAUUUAUGAAGAUCGUGGUGGACGACGCGCGGGUCGGGUGCGGCCGCGGGCGCUCGAGGAGGGCGAGGACGAAUGGUUGCGGCAGGCGCGAAGGCGAAGGGCCGCGGAUCGCGCCGCAGAUGGGGACAUGGAAGACGAUGACGAGGAAUUCGACGUGAACAUUGACGUGUACGAUUGCCCUCUUCGCGAGUGGAUCACGAAGGAUCGCACGAAGGUGGAGAUUCGCAAGCGUUUGAGUCGGUUUUUGCGCAAAGGACAAGUCGACGAAGCCGGGCGGUCGCUUUAUCACAAAAAGAUUCGCGAGAUGUGCAACAACAACUUGCAGAGUUUGGAAAUCAGUUACAUGCACCUGGCGAAGAGUGAGUCUCUGAUCGCGGUUUGGGUCGCGGACGCGCCGAAGGACAUGCUCGAUCUAUUCGACGAAGUCGCGCUCACCGAAGUGUUGAAGCUUUACCCGUCGUACGGCGACAUUCAUCCCGACGUGUUCGUGCGAAUCGUGGAUUUGCCCGUCGAGGACGCUAUUCGUGAUAUUCGCCAAUCGCACUUAAACUCAUUGAUUCGCGUCAGCGGUGUCGUGACGCGACGCACGGGUGUGUUUCCGCAACUGAAAAAUGUGACGUACACGUGCAUGGUGUGUUCGUACAACGUCGGUCCAAUCUUCCAAAAUAGUAGCAGAGAAGAGGAGCGCCCGAAUGCCUGCCCGGAGUGCCAUCAAAAAGGUAGAUGGCAGAUUAACUCCGCAAAGACGGUGUAUCGCAACUACCAGAAGUUGACGUUGCAGGAAUCUCCGGGAAGCGUUCCGGCUGGCCGCAUUCCGCGAAGUAAAGAGGUUAUCGUGUUGAACGACUUGAUUGACAUGGCGAAACCGGGUGACGAGAUUGAAGUCACCGGGGUGUACACAAAUAACUUCGAAGCGUCGCUGAACACGCGUCAGCAGGGAUUUCCCGUAUUCACGACGUACAUCGAGGCGAAUUACGUCAAACGAAAAGGAGAUUUGUACUCGUCGGGCAAUCUCACGGAUGAAGAUCGCGAGGACAUCAGAAAGCUCAGCCGUGAUCCCAAAAUCGUUCGACGCAUCAUGAAGUCUAUCGCGCCGUCCAUUCACGGGCACGAAGAUAUCAAGAUGGGUAUCGCAUUUGCGCUGUUUGGCGGUCAAGAAAAGUUCGUCAAGGGCAAGACGCGAUUGCGCGGCGACAUCAACAUGUUGUUGCUCGGGGAUCCCGGUGUUGCGAAAUCACAGUUUUUGAAGUACACACAAGCCACCGCGGGUCGCGCCGUGUACACCACUGGUAAAGGCGCGUCUGCGGUCGGUUUAACAGCUGCCGUGCACAAAGAUCCGGUGACUCGCGAGUUUGUGCUGGAAGGCGGCGCCCUCGUGCUCGCCGAUCGCGGUGUGUGCCUCAUUGACGAAUUCGAUAAGAUGAACGAGCAAGAUCGCGUCUCCAUUCACGAGGCAAUGGAGCAGCAAUCCAUAUCUAUCUCCAAGGCUGGUAUUGUGACUUCUUUACAAGCGAGAUGCUCGGUCAUCGCCGCAGCGAACCCCAUCGGCGGUCGAUACGAUUCGUCCAAGACGUUCAGCGACAACGUUGAACUGACGGAUCCAAUCCUUUCCCGCUUCGAUAUUCUUUGCGUCGUUCGCGACGUUAUUGACCCUGUCUUAGAUGAAAGGCUCGCUAAGUUCGUGGUACACUCCCACGUCAAGUGCCAUCCGAGAUUUGAAGACGAUCCGGAAGCGCCGUUGCAGAAUCCAUUUGGGGAAAAUGACGACGACGACAUCGAGCCGAUUGAUCAAAAAUUGUUGCGCAAGUAUAUUUCGUACGCGAAAAAAGAAUGUCGCCCAAAGCUAAAUCAGCAAGACUUGCCGAAGAUUCAACGAGUCUACGCCGAAUUGCGAAAGGAGUCUGUGACGCGUGAAGGCAUGCCCGUCGCCGUGCGUCACAUCGAGUCCAUCAUCCGAAUGAGUGAAGCUCGAGCGGCGAUGCGACUUAGCCAGCAAGUAUCGGCUGAUGACAUCGACGCUGCGAUUGGAUGCAUGCUGCAGUCUUUCAUCGGCACUCAAAAGCAAUCCGUGCAAAAGACCCUGCAGAAGAAGUUUGCGCGAUACACGCACUUCCAUCGCGACUACGACGCUUUGCUCCUCGAAAUUCUUCGCGGACUACUUCGGGAAACGAUGCGCUGGGAAAAUGUCGGCGCCAAGCCGAACAGUCAAGCGGAUACCGCGGGUCAGACGACGACAGUGCGUUGCCGCGAUCUCGAGAGCAAGGCGAGAGCGUACGGCAUCGAGGAUUUGGCGCCGUUUUACGGCAGUUCAGCCUUCAGAAACUCGCACUUCUCGUACGACGCUGCCCGUCAGUGCAUCGUCCACACGAGCGAUUAG
This is a messenger RNA of Ostreococcus lucimarinus CCE9901, 2391 nucleotides long. RefSeq lists its product with no specific name. The transcript has a single exon. The coding region runs from base 1 to 2391 and encodes 796 amino acids. Gene Ontology annotation, cellular component: MCM complex; nucleus. Gene Ontology annotation, molecular function: 3'-5' DNA helicase activity; single-stranded DNA helicase activity; single-stranded DNA binding. The record is from RefSeq and is a predicted model, not a curated record. Gene Ontology annotation, biological process: mitotic DNA replication initiation; DNA replication; double-strand break repair via break-induced replication. NCBI's taxonomy places the organism in Eukaryota, Viridiplantae, Chlorophyta, Mamiellophyceae, Mamiellales, Bathycoccaceae.